Melopsittacus undulatus (budgerigar) is the source of this 1284-nucleotide messenger RNA. RefSeq names its product fibulin-7-like. Gene Ontology annotation, molecular function: calcium ion binding. NCBI's taxonomy places the organism in Eukaryota, Metazoa, Chordata, Aves, Psittaciformes, Psittaculidae. The record is from RefSeq and is a predicted model, not a curated record.
AUGAUGCUCCUUGUCCUGCUGCCAACCUGGCUGGCCAUGGGCAUCCUGCAGCUGCCCCUUGGCAGUGCCCAGGAGUGCCUGAGCCCGCAGCAGGCACUCAGUGUGGUGCGGCAGAUGCAGAGGCUGCUGGCAGCACAGGAGGCUGCCCAACUGCAUGGCACGCGCGGCCUCUGGCAGCAGCUACUUGUCCUCCAGAGCCACCUCCAGAGACCAGCCACCAAAUGUAAUGAGACCUGUCCACAGCCGGUGGUGCCCCUGAAUGGACAGGUGCUGGGCCGGAGUGUGCGGGUGGGCCAUGACAUUCACUUUGUCUGUGAUGCUGGUUUCUGGUUGGUGGGCUCUGAGACACGCAGGUGCAGGCAGGACCGCAUGUGGAGCAGCACCCAGCCCUCCUGCAAAGGUAUUGAUGACUGCUCCAGCAACCCAUGUGCCAACAGUGGGACCUGUGUGGAUGGCAACCGGAGCUACACGUGCCUCUGCCCCCGGGGCUGGUCAGGCCCCAGCUGCCAGAGCCCCAUCUCCUCUUACUGGGUGACACUGAGCAAUGCCUCCUUCAGCCACCAGCCCCGCUGUGCCGAAGGCCGCCCAGGCUCCCGGCGCUGCAGCUGCGACCCCGGCUUCCAGAUGCAAGACAGCAGCAUGUGCCAUGACGUGGAUGAGUGCCAGCUCUUCCAGUCCAUUCCCCAGACCCGGCUUUGCCUCCAUGAGUGCCUCAACCUCCCCAGCUCCUACCGCUGCCUCUGCCCAUCUGGUUACCUUCUCCAUUCUGACCGCAAUGUCUGUGAGGAUGUGAAUGAGUGCACUGGGAAGCAGCACAACUGCACUCAGGGCGACGUCUGCAUCAACACCUUUGGGGGCCACGACUGUGUGCACCCCAAGUGCCCCCCACCACGCCACAACACCAGCUAUGUCAAGACCUCUGCCUUCCAGUGCAACAGGAACCCAUGCCCCAUGGAGAGCCGAGCCUGCCAUCUGGCCCCCACCUCCAUCUUCCGCUACCUGCCGCUCCAGGCCAACCACACUGUGCCCCAUGUGCUCUUCAAGAUGACCACCACCCACUUCGUGGGUGACAGCCUGCGCUUUGCCAUUACUGGUGGCCAGGGGCAGGGUGUCUUUGCUGUGAGGUGCUCUGGCCGGCAGGCAGGAGAGCUGGUGAUCACCAGCCCUGUGGUGGGACCAGCCACACUGGAGGUGGAGCUGGAGAUGAGCGAGUUCUCCCGCAAGGUCCUCCUGGGCAAGCACAUCUUCAAGGUCACAGUCUUUAUGUCCCCAUAUGAGUUUUGA